GCCAGGACAGGCAAGUUGAGAUAAGUUCGCUCCUUGUCAGUCUAGUGUCACAGCUUCAGAUCAGUUGGCAGCAUCCGCACGUGCUAUGGCACACCUCAGGCCGCUGCACUGCACCGUGCAUUAUGCAGACCAGUCUGUCUGACAGGUCCUUCCAACCUUCACCCAACACCAACUGAAGCUAUUCAACAUAAGCUUUCCUGUGUCUUCUGUAACCGACCCAGAGGAGCAUCUUGGCUGCCUCCAUCAAAAGCAUCGUUUUUUCUCUCACACAAGGCCAUCGUCAUCUACCGGGAUGGAUGGCGAUGAAUCAUAAUACGACUCGCUCUUCUCCUUGAUCCAGCCGCAGCUAGCUACGCAUCCAAGCUUUGAGUCAUCCCCAAGAAAGCAAGCAUCGUCAAUCAAAAUCGACAGCAACAGAGACAAGAUGCCGUCUUCAAGUUCCGCCAGAUCGUCUCAAUCUUUGCGCAGCUCCGCUGCCGCUGCAGUCUCGACCUCAUCUGGCGCCGCCGACCAACCGUCCGUACCUAUCGAGAUCCUCGUCGAGCACCUCCUUGCAGCGAAGCGCUCCCUCUCGUCCAUGACUCUAGUUCUAGAAGCCAAUGACUUGACUACACAAGCCCGCUCGGUGCACGAAGACAGCGUUGUGCUCGCGGCCCGCACCGCAUUCCUUCGCGCCGGCAUCGCCCAGCAGAUCCACACACUGGAGCGCAUUCGCCGCGGGCUGGCGAGGACUUACGAUGUUGGUCGCAGGGACUUCGAACAAUUAAUCAAGGUCCUCGACGAUGCUGGCGAGCGACUCACACGUACGAUGAAUGUGCUGCACAACACAAUAGUUGAUCCUGUCUUUCGCCCCGCGGGAGAGGAGCCGAGAAGUUUGAUGUUCUUUGUCGACGAGGGCAACGUAGACCGCUUGACCAAGUCACUGAAGGAGAGCAUUGCCGAGCUCAAGGCUGCCGAAACAUCAUAUGACGGUGAUCUUCUGCGUUUUGACAACGACAUCCGCUCCGUCAAGAAGCAUUUGCUCGCAGCGCCCGGACUACCGUCUCCAUCAAAUUCGGUGUUUUCCCGUCCGAUGGCUGACCUCGUCCGUACCCUAACGAACCACUCCCACGCCAUGGCCGAGAACCUCAGCUCUUUAACCCGACACUUUGACCUAUGCGUCACGGCUGUGCGCGCAUCUGAGGGUGGCGCCGCGCUGGCCCUUCGCAAGGCAGCCGAGGACGGACCGUCGACCAUUUCCAUCUCGGGCGUGAUCCGUGGCGACGGCACCGACGCUGACGACCAGGACAUCAAAACCAUGUCGGCACGUGAGCGCGAUGAGAUGCUCCGGGUAGUGAUGCAGGAUGCCACCGAAGUGGGCGAGGUCGUGCGCGACAUCAAUUCCGGCCUUGAGGAAAUGCAGGCGCUCGGGGCACUGGUGGAGCAGCAGGCGGCGCACGUUCGCACAGCCCACGAGUGCACCCUGGAUGCCUUCCGCCGCCUCGAAGAGGUCGAAGCCCGACUCGGGAGCUACGUUGCUGCCGAGCGUGAAUACGUAGAUCGCUGCGAGGUGGAGAAGGACGCCAUCCAUGAGCGGCUCGCCCAGGCCGAGGAUCUGGUUGUAUUCUACGAGGGCUACGCUGGUGCCUACGAUGGUCUCGUGCUGGAGUACGAGCGUCGGAGGAACGUAGAGGAUAAGAUCAGGGCCCUUUGGCGCAAGGCGGCCGCCGCUGUCGAGAAGCUCGAGGAGCAGGACGCUGCGGCGCGCGACUCGAUGAGGAAGGACGUCGGUGAUUACAUACCCGGUGACCUGUGGGUGGGGAUGGACGAUCCGGUGCGCAAGUGGAAGGUUGUGGCGGUUGAUGAGGGUGAAGGUGGUAGCGGAGAGAUUGAAGGAUCAUCCGUGCGUCUAAAAAAGGGUACCGUCGAGGCGGCGAGGGAGAGGGUACAUGGACGUUGAGUGCGAGGGUCUCACUUUGAAGAACCUCGGGGACGCACAUAAUCUGUAUUGUACGCAUAGUUUUUGUUCGAUUUUGUCUUUUUUGGUUAUUAUUAGUCGUUUAGCUUGGGCGCCAGGACUGGAGAGGGCUAGGAGUUUUUGAUUUUAGCAACUCUUGAUGGGAGCAUCCCUUUAGACCC
This is a messenger RNA of Pyricularia oryzae 70-15, 2118 nucleotides long. RefSeq names its product autophagy-like protein 17. The transcript is spliced from 2 exons. Bases 425 to 1939 code for a protein of 504 amino acids. Gene Ontology annotation, molecular function: molecular adaptor activity; protein kinase activator activity. Gene Ontology annotation, biological process: autophagy of mitochondrion; piecemeal microautophagy of the nucleus; autophagosome assembly. The record is from RefSeq and is a predicted model, not a curated record. NCBI's taxonomy places the organism in Eukaryota, Fungi, Ascomycota, Sordariomycetes, Magnaporthales, Pyriculariaceae. Gene Ontology annotation, cellular component: phagophore assembly site; Atg1/ULK1 kinase complex.